This is a messenger RNA of Durusdinium trenchii, 1248 nucleotides long. NCBI's taxonomy places the organism in Eukaryota, Dinophyceae, Suessiales, Symbiodiniaceae. The record is from the annotation of a GenBank genome assembly.
AUGGCUUGGAUUUUGCGUUCUGAGAGAUUGAAUCGAUUGAAACAUGCUGCCAGCAUUUCUUUAUCUGUGGAUGAUCGUGGUGAGUACCGUCUUGUUCGGUAUCGGUGCAGCUAUGACUCAAUGCAAAGCUUCACUUUAGCAUGCACCAGUGAUGAAAAGCAACGGCUGCCAACCAUCACAAUGCAGUCCAAGCUGGAGGAUUGGUGCUCUGUGCAGCCACUGGUGCAUGAGGGUGUUCUUGCUGUCAUUCAAUCUGGUGGCAAUGUGAAAUCCAAUACCAUUCAGUCACAUGACCAAGACAAAAGUGAACGCAUGGCUGCAACGAUCAUGGAAGGCCUCAAGCAAUGCUGCAGAAAUGUCGACAAUCAGUUUGACCAGGAGUCCUUCUUCCAGAUUUGUGCCAAGGUUCAGCACUAUUGCUCGGACCAGGGGUCGAGUGCGCACAAGUGCGGCCAGCUGCUGGCGUGCAAAGCAGAGCUGCGUAGCUUUGUGUGGGUGAGCUGUGAUAUGGCACAUCAAGUGCGCAUUGCGAGCAAAGACCCUCUGCGUGCAAAUGACAACUUUAAUGAGCAAUGGCUUCGGUUGUUUGGUGGAAAGCAUGCGCUGGUUCCAGACAUUCAGCAUUCUGAUGUGUGGAGGGCCAGGUUGGUGGCAGCGCAGAGAGUUGUCCUGGAGCAUCGCUCAGCGGUCAAUGCGGUCCCAGCGGUCCAAGCAGCUCAAGAUGCCGUGGCAGACCCAGACGGUUCUCCGGCCAUGUUGCAGGUUGAGAAGGAAAGAGGCGCCAAAGAUGUUCGCCUUCGCGCGCAAGCAGCUCUGCAAGCAAUGACACCGACCAAUUUGUUCCGCUGCGGAUUGACCUGUGACUAUGCAACUGAAUGCCUGGUGUUUUUGCGAAAGCACUGUGACAUAGACGAUCCCGAUCCUGCCCAGACUGGGCAGCUGGUUGAGUCUUUUUGCAAGAGAAUGCACAGCCUCUUUGUGAGCGGCUAUGUCCUAGGAGACGCGAAGACUGUACAAAGGGGCACCUUGCUUGACUCACCUGGAUGCUCAGUGACGCAGCUGGUUUUUGAGCAAAUUGACACCCCUGAGCCGCUCCUCGUCUCAUGUAUUGGGUUGUUUCACAUGCCAGUCAUGUUUUGUAGUUUUUGGCCAUUGCCUUUAAUGGCUUGUAAGGAUCUAUUUUGGCUCCAAAGUGCAUUACCUUUGCACCAAAGCAGGCGUGCAAGACAUCCGCAACCUCAUGGCUGA